Naegleria gruberi is the source of this 1449-nucleotide messenger RNA. RefSeq lists its product as uncharacterized. The record is from RefSeq and is a predicted model, not a curated record. Lineage: Eukaryota; Heterolobosea; Eutetramitea; Acrasida; Naegleriidae. The coding region runs from base 1 to 1449 and encodes 482 amino acids. The transcript has a single exon.
AUGGAGCAGAUUUCCGAUAUGAACAAGCAAGUGCAGCCUGAGGAACAGCCUGUUUUAUUUGUUGAAAAGAAGAAUGAAAAGAGUUCAGAGAAAGGGGCAAUUGACGACUCAAAAUUUGCCAUGAGAUGUCCUCACUGUAUAUUUACCCACCAUUCGAGUGGUGAGUGCAAAUAUGUCAAACUAUUCAAAUUCCUUUCGGGAUUGCCAGCCCCCUUUCUUCUAGAGAAUAAUUCAUUUAUUUCUAAUUUGUGGCGUUCUAUAUCUAAUAAGAUCGAGGAUAAUGCAGAUGUGAUAAAGGCUAGAAGAGAAAUUACUACAAUUAUUAAAAAAAGCCUUCAAUCAGUUAGUGGUUCUGAAGAGGAGAAGGAAGCAUUUAAAAAGGAUUAUUUGAAGAAAAUUGAAGAAUUCUAUGCCAAAUUGACACCACAAGUUGUGGAGGUUGCCAAAGCAAUAGCCAAACAACAUAGUUUUGAUUUCUCACAAGAGUCAACCAGUGAUAUUGGGAAGGUGAAGGCUAAACGAGGAAGAAAACCAAAGGUAGUAUUGAAUGAAUCUUCAGAGAGUGAGUCAGAUUCAUCAUCGUCUUCUUCAUUAUACUCUAAUUCUGAAUCUGAUAGUGAAUACAAUGAUGAGUCAAAUUCCUCACAUCCAAAUUCAAAUACUAGGAGAACAAGAAGUAGUGCACCAAUUAAAUUGACAAGGUCAGCUACCUCCAACGAUCCACGGUUGGCUGGACAGAUUGUUGGCCCUUUGAAAAAGCACAGAAAAAAGAGGAAACAAGAAACCUCCUCUCCAAAAAAGACACCCAUUUCAAAAGAAAAAAUUAAUAAGGAACUGCCAAAUAAUCAAAGACUGUUCAAAAACCGUACUGCUUCAGAGAUUCAUAAAAUAGAAGAAGAGAAAAAUGCUAAAACACCACUGUCGAAUGAAACUGAUAUUAAGCGUAAUGCACCAGUUGAUGUUUCUACGAUCAAACCAAUCUUUUAUGAACGUCAUGAAACUAUUGUCACCACCUUAGAGAAUGAAGUUCAGAAUGCAAACACUUCGUAUUUCACACCCUCAACAGCUCUUCCAAUCCCAUCUAGGACUUUAAAAGAUUAUGAAGAGAUAUUUCUUUCUACAAGCACGCCGACAAUGGAACAGUUAAAUAUUCAGACAAGAAUCGCAAGUAGUGGUAGUAAUCAAUCUAUUGAUAGAAGGGUUGUGGUUUAUGCCACUUUCCAAGACGAAACAGUUCUCAUUUCUAACACUCUACAAGAAUCUAACUUCUCAACAAUAAUCUCAAAAAUUCGCUCCAAAUUUCCACAACUUCCUCACUACCAAUUUUGUACAUUUCACUACUGGGAUGAUUUAAUUUUUAAACUGGUUAGAUUCGACAAUGAUGCGCUCUUGCAUAUCCUCAACACCCAAACAUUCCCUAUCAUCAAACUCACCAUCAAGACAAUAUAG